UUUCAUGAAGAAAUUGCAACCAAUAGAGAAAUGAGGCAUCUGUAUAGUAGAGAAAGCCCUAAAACAACCGUAUAAGUAGGAUGAAAGGAAUGAAUAUACCUGGGAGAGAUUUUACUCAGUGUGAAUAUUUUUGUCCACCGGUUUGCCCUAAAAGGCUGCCUAAGGAAGAAAUAAUAUAGUUUUCUAGAGAAUGAAAGAGUGUGGUGUAAAUAUGGAGACCACAGUUUCUGAAAUUCAAGUAGAAAAUAAGGAUGAAAUGAAAUUAGCAGAAGUCAGUCCUCAGAAUGAAAGACAUGAGGAAAAAACAUCCGUGCUUUGCUUCAAGAGAAGAAAGAAAGCAGUCAAGGCAGUGAAGCCCAAAGCUGUCUCUGAGGCUGCCAAUGUGGCAAGGGAGUGUCCGGUAGAAGCAAGAGCUUCUGAUCAGCCACAGCAUCCAGGGGGCACCUGGGCCUCAAUCAAACGUCUAGUAACACACAGGAAAAGGUCAGAUUCUUCAAAGCAGCAAAAGUCAUUUAAGGCUGAAGUGCAACCUGAAAUAAAGGAUGAGGAUGCUGAUCUUCCUAAGAAAAAGGUAAAAUCCAGAAUUAAGAUUCCCUGCAUAAAAUUCUCAAAAGGUGCACAAAGAAGUAAUCAUUCCAGAAUUACAGAAGACUCAGACUGCACCAUCAAAGUCCAAAAAGAGGCUGAAGGGUUGGAUAUACAAACUCAGACCCAAUUAAAUGACCAGGCAACAAAGGCUAAGUCAGCCCAGGACCUAAGUGAAGGCGUCCUGCACAAAGAUGGUGAUGAGUUCUGUGAAUCAAAUGUGAACAGCAGCAUAACAUCUGGAGAGAAUGUGAUUUCAGUAGAACUUGAAUUAGAUAAUGGGCAUUCUGCUAUUCAAACAGGAACUCUAAUCCUUGAAAAGGAAAUUGAAAUGAUUGAAGAAAAACAAAGUGUUCAACCCCAGCAAGCAAGCCCGCUUGCAAGUUCAGAAACAGACAACCAGCAACUAGUGGCUUCUGAUGUUCCUCCAUCACCUGCAAUCCCAGAUCAGAAAACUGUGGAAGAAUCCAAUAACAGUGUCCUAGAAAGUAGACCAUACUGUGAAGACUAUGAAAGUAGAGAGAUGGCAGCUGAAGAGAAUAAGCCAAAAGAUACUGAAUUGAGCCAGGAAUCAGAUCUGAAAGAAAAUGGGAUCAAUGCAGAGAAACCCAAAUCAGAAGAAAGCAAAAGAAUGGAGCCAAUUGCUAUUAUUAUUACAGACACUGAAAUCAGUGAAUUUGAUGUUAAGAAAUCUAAAAAUGUCCCUAAGCAAUUCUUAAUUUCAAUAGAAAAUGAGCAAGUAGGGGUUUUUGCUAAUGAUAGUGGUUUUGAGGGUAGAACUCCAGAACAAUAUGAAACACUCUUAAUAGAAACAGCUUCUUCUCUUGUCAGGAAUGCUAUCCAGUUGUCUAUAGAACAGCUGAUUAAUGAAAUGGCCUCCGAUGAUAAUAAGAUAAACACUCUCCUACAGUGA
Marmota flaviventris (yellow-bellied marmot) is the source of this 1498-nucleotide messenger RNA. RefSeq names its product A-kinase anchoring protein 5 (gene Akap5). NCBI's taxonomy places the organism in Eukaryota, Metazoa, Chordata, Mammalia, Rodentia, Sciuridae. Gene Ontology annotation, biological process: positive regulation of adenylate cyclase activity. Gene Ontology annotation, cellular component: dendritic spine; dendrite membrane; plasma membrane. Gene Ontology annotation, molecular function: GABA receptor binding; calmodulin binding; molecular adaptor activity. The record is from RefSeq and is a predicted model, not a curated record.